CGGGAAGAAACCAGCUGCUCUAAAGAAACGACGGUGAGUUCAAACUCUUCUGCUUAUAUUCAGCCCCUGUUAUUUUCCACGCGGCCAUCUACUACUUUGCUAAGGGCGUCGCUUAUCGUGUAGACAGCUAACUAGCUGCUUCUGUCCGGGUGCAUUCUUCAAGAACGCGGCGUGCAUAUCCUUAGCAGAAGGUCCAAUCUCUAAAUAGACAAGUGCCGUGAAACUUGCCUGUGUGAUAUUUUUCAGAAGCAGGGAGACCAUGGCAGCGGGGCUGGAGGAUAGAAUGGACUCAUUUGAACGGCUGGAGAAGAUUGGGGAGGGGACGUAUGGGGUGGUGUACAAGGCAAAGGUGAAAGGCUCGGGCCGAACCGUAGCUCUCAAGAAAAUCAGACUCGACACUGAGUGUGAGGGUGUGCCGUCCACAGCUAUUCGUGAGAUUUCUCUUCUCCGGGAACUGGACCAUCCCAACAUCGUCAAUCUAAUGGAGGUCCUCCACUGUGACAGAAAGCUGUACCUCGUCUUCGAAUACUUGGACUACGACCUCAAGAAAUUCAUGGACAGAACACCUAACAUUGAGCCCGAGCACGUGAAAGCCUACAUCUACCAGGUGUUGGAUGGAAUAGCAUUCUGCCACUCCCACAGAGUCCUCCACAGGGACCUGAAGCCACAGAACCUCCUCAUAAACACCACCGGUGUCGUAAAACUUGCCGACUUCGGGCUUGCUCGUGCGUUCGGAGUCCCCGUCAGAACUUACACACACGAGGUGGUGACACUGUGGUACCGAUCUCCGGAGCUCCUGUUCGGGUCUCAGUACUACAACACACCAGUCGACAUCUGGAGCAUCGGGUGCAUCUUUGCCGAGAUGUUGUGUAGGAGACCACUUUUUCCCGGAGAUUCGGAAAUCGACCAACUCUUUAGAAUAUUCAGGACACUGGGUACCCCGGACGACCGGUUGUGGCCUGGAGUUAGUCUCCUGCCCGACUACAAGAACACCUUCCCCAAGUGGCCGCGACGGAAUCUCCAACCGGUCGUCAAGACGGCAGAUCCUCUAGCUGUUGACCUCUUAGAGCAAAUGUUAAUCUAUGAACCGGCAAAGAGGACGUCAGCCAUGAACAGUCUCACUCACCCAUACUUCAAAGACGUUCAGAGCCCCACUAAAUUAUAAGAUGUCCGUCGUCAACUCCUCUAUAUAUACAAGUGUCUAUAUAAUGUUCUUGUAACUGUCUGAUACCGAUGCUUCAUGUACAGGGCCACCAGUUUUUAAAUUGCAUCUCAUAAUAAUUAUUGUGAAUUUAGAAUCGUUUAGUGUGUAAAUAAAAAUAAUUAUGCCAACGAAAAAUACUUUAACUUAAUCAUGAAAAGUGUGAAGAAAGAAGAGCGACAAAUCAGUGUUGAGAGGGUAGUUGGUCUGCAGGAAUCUCAGAAGCCGCGACUCCAUACAGUCUCCUCAUUCUCUCCACGUUGUCCAUCUUCUCCAGCCCGAGCUCCUUGGCGCGGGUCUCCAGGAACUCUGGGUAGCCAAACACUGCCUUCCUCAUCAUGUCCAGGAACUGCGGCACGCCUGUCUUGGCUGCCCAGUUGAUGAGCCACGUUGGGAUCAUCCCCUUGGGGUUGUCAUAGUAGUGCAUAAAUGCUUUUGAACCGACCUUCCCAUCGGUCCUCAUCACACAGGACUGCUGAAAUGAGUCCACGCGGACUAUGCCACUGCGCUCCUUCUCCUCCGGGAACAGAUGGCUCUUUGCCAUCACUGCAUAGGUACGGACACCGUCAAUCUCGACGAUCUUGAAGUCUCGAACAAAUGUGUACUAUAUACACGGUAUCAGACGUCACUAGUCAAAGAUCAUCCGCAGUAAAAGUGCAUAAUAACUGGCACCGAUUA
Messenger RNA from Geodia barretti, 1879 nucleotides. The record is from the annotation of a GenBank genome assembly. NCBI's taxonomy places the organism in Eukaryota, Metazoa, Porifera, Demospongiae, Tetractinellida, Geodiidae.